GGCCGCGGCGCUCGCCAGUCCGCCCCACCGCCAGCUGCAGGGCGUCAUCCAGAAGCUGCUGCUGAAGGAGCACCGGCUCGUCUGGAACAGCCUGGCCGGGAGCUGGAGCGAGAGCGAGCGGGUGCUGUCGGAGCAGGUGCAUACGGUGCCCUUCACCCUGGCGCCACCCGGCCCCGGGGCAGUGCCACGGGUGAGCGUGGAGAGCCCGCUUUCUGCUCUGCGGCUGCCCCUGGAGACGGUGUACGAGCGCUUCCAGCAGCCGGCCCACGGCUUCAAGGACCUCAUCGGCCACUACCUGAGCGGAGAGAAGCCCAAGGGCUUCUUGGAGACAGAGGAGAUGCUGCAGGUGGGGGCCAGUCUGACCGGCAUUGGGGAGCUGGUGCUGCACCCCGACGGCACCCUCCACCUGCAGCCGCCGGGCGAUGGCGCUGACUACUUCCUGUGCCUGGGGGACUGGCAGACGCUGCUGGCCGAGCUGGAGUCGCUGAGCCGGUUCUGGAAGGGGGCAGCUGUGCUGUGUGGACUGGCCAGCCUCGCCGUCCUCCUCCUGGCCCUCUGCCGGGCCUAUCGGCAGCACCGCUACCAGCAGGAGGAGGAGGAGGAGCGGCAGGAGCUGGGCACCUGGGCCGAGGCAUCGGAUGGGCCUGAGGAUGCCUGUGUGAUUUGCCUGGUGCAGGGCCGCGAGUGCGUCCUGCUGCCCUGUGGCCAUGUGUGCUGCUGCUUCCGUUGCUUCGAGGCUCUGCCCUUUCUCACCUGCCCCAUCUGCAGGAGCCCCAUCGACAGGGUGGUGCCACUCUACCAGGCCUGAGGGGGUGGUGGGGGCAGCCGCAGCCUUGCGCUGAGCAAGGGUGGGAGCAACAAGGACCCUGGCAUCAAGUGGCCACAGUGUGGCACUAACCCCUCAGCAGCUGGAGGGCCACAAGCAGGGAAGGGGGCAAAGUGUGGGGCUGCAGGGAGUGGGAGAUUGCAGUCCAGGGCUGAGGCAGUGGCUUGGUGGGGGCCUGGGGGUUCAUUGCUGCUCACAGAGGCCUGAAUCAGCAUCCAUGGGUGAAGCCUGGCAGUGCCCCCUACAUACAGUGUUUGCUCCCAGCGAGUCUGACUCAGGUGGAUCCCAUGGGUGCUACCAGCGCUUCCUGGGAUCUGCUGGGCCCCUGCCCCAUGGUUGGGGUUGUUAGAAGUAGCCCCAGCUCCACAGGCCAGACCCACCCCGGGGGACUGCUGAGUGGAGCCUGACUGGGAGGGCUGCAGGGGUCUUUGUGCUGUCAGCCACCGCCUGGGCCCAACUGGGCAGAAUGGAGCCACUGGCCUUACCUCCCAAACAAGGGGCUGCCCAGCCUGAGGGAGGCUCCAUGUCGGUCAGGUGCAGUUACGCCAUCAAGGGGCCACAUUUGCCACUAGCACCGAGUUUUAACACGUGGCUAUCUCCAUUGCCCAGGGCUGUGGGGGAUCCACAGGUACUUGGGGCUUGGGCACAGCUGCAUUCCCAAAGCUGGGACCUCCUGCUACCCCUGCCCCAUGGCUGGGCCCACUUGGCCCCUUACACAGGUACCAGCAGGCCUGGAGGGGAGGGGUUAGCACAGCCCCUUGCUCUCCAUGGGGUUAUUCUCCCUUCAUGGGGGCAGUGCAUGAAUGAAGCACAGCACAGCCCCCCACCCUGCUCUGGCACAGCUGACAGAUGGAUCCCAAGGGGACUGACUGCUCAUGAGUCAUGCCUGGAGAGGCCAAAGGAGCCACAGCAUGGACUCUGCCCAUUUAUCCGGAGCCACCCAAGAGGCCUGCCUAGAGCCCUGCCUGCCUCCUAGACACACCAGCCGAUACCCAAUGGCCGCCAGGAGCAGAACAAGUCAAGUCAACCGUGUUGGUCCUUGAUAAAGCGGAGAAUCAGA
Messenger RNA from Alligator sinensis (Chinese alligator), 1886 nucleotides. RefSeq names its product mitochondrial ubiquitin ligase activator of nfkb 1-A-like. Gene Ontology annotation, biological process: protein ubiquitination; organelle organization. Gene Ontology annotation, molecular function: ubiquitin-protein transferase activity. NCBI's taxonomy places the organism in Eukaryota, Metazoa, Chordata, Crocodylia, Alligatoridae. The coding region runs from base 338 to 808 and encodes 156 amino acids. The transcript has 2 exons. The record is from RefSeq and is a predicted model, not a curated record.